CAUGUAUAUUUAACAUAGUUUGGGUAUACACUCCAGUCAGUUAUACCCAGAGUUGUGGUGCAGAUCUUUUGAAUGGGAAUUAUUUUACUGUGGUCAAAUUCUGUACGCUUAUUGCGUGAGGCUAAGAAUAUUGUUGUGAAUGAAAAUGUUGACUCACUUGUUUGUUGCCUCCUAGCAAAAUCAGUCAUGCUUAUUUGGACAACUUAGUUGUUUUUCUUAUGGUGUGUGCCUGUACCUCUGCAUAUACAGUGGUACCUUGGCUUUCGAACGUCUCUGCUAAUGAAUGUUUCGGUUUUCGAAUGCCAUAAACCCGGAAGUAAAUGCUUUGGUUUUUGAACACGCCUCAGAAGUUAAACAUGGAACUUCUGUUUUGAGUUUUCCAUUUUCGAACAUUUUGUAACUUGAACGGUCUUCUGGAACAGAUUAUGUUCAAAAACCGAGGUACCACUGUAGAUAUUUUCUAAGCCCAUAGAAGCACUUUGGAUCUAGGAGGUGUACAGUAUGUACUGUAUACUCUUUAUACUCGGUGGCUGAGACCACAUAACAUCGGUCCUGAAAGACCUACAUUGGCUCCCAGUACGUUUCCGAGCACAAAUCAAAGUGUUGGUGCUGACCUUUAAAGCCCUAAACAGCCUUGGUCCAGUAUACCUGAAGGAGCGUCUGCACCCCCAUCGUUCUGCCCGGUCACUGAGGUCCAGCGCCGAGGGCCUUCUGGCAGUUCCCUCGCUACGAGAAGCCAAGUUACAGGGAACCAGGCAGAGGGCCUUCUCGGUAGUGGCACCCACCCUGUGGAGUGCCCUCCCACCAGAGGUCAAAGAGAACAACAAUUACCUGUUUAGGGAAGCUUUUAAUGUUUGAUGGAUUUCUGUAUUUUAAUAUUUUGUUGGAAGCCACCCAGAGUGGCUGGGGGAACCCGACCAGAUGGGUGGGGUAUAAAUUAUUAUUAUUAUUAUUAUUAUUAUUAUUAUUAUUAUUAUUAUUAUUCUCCACAUGUUUAAUCAGUAUUUUUCAAGCUUUAGUUCUAAGAUUCCUAGGAAACAAGGGAUUCUGCAAUUAGUAGAUUAGCUUCUAUGAGAGCCAGGUUGACCACUGGUACCAAUUUACCUCAGCAAUGUCUAGCCAAAAGAUUUAUUGGCUGUUUCUGCAUUGUGCAGUCAGUUAACUUGGGAUGGUAGGCCUAACAUCAACUGACUGCACACCCCAGAACAUCCCCCAGAAUCCUCUGCAACAUACAAUGUUUUCAUGGCAGUUGCUCAUCCAGCAGACAAAUCGCAAUGGGAAAGGUUCCCAGAAGACAGAAAAUGACUGCCUUAAAGGAUUCAGGGACAUUUUGUUUACCUCAGGAGCUGAUGCCAAUAGGUAAACUACAUAUACUAAUUAGUUGCCAGCACCCAUACCUAAUUAUGGAGCAUAAUUUAAGCAGUCCUCCCUUAUAUUAGAAAAAAUAUGUUUAUCUAUAAUAAAUUUUUGUAUUAACACAUUAUUAUAUCAGAUCAUGACUAGGGUUAUGAAUAGAGUGAAGGAAGUCCCAAGAUUCUUAUUUUAAAAAUGUUGGCUAUACGCUUUAUUUUUCUGCCAAGGCCUUCCCAAAUUAGUCUACAGUUUACGCCUACCUCCGUUUACAAACGCCUCCGUUUACAAACGCCACGGACCCGGAAGUGUUUACAUCCGGGUUCCGCAGCGUCGGAUGCGCAGAAGUGAUCUGCGCAGCAUGUGUGUGCAGAAGCGCUCUAUUGGUGCUUCGCACACGCGCAGAAGCGUGCCUUUGGCGAGCGAACGCCUCCGCGGAACGGAUUGCAUUUGCAAACCGAGGUACCACUGUCUUUUAUUUCUGCAGCUUUUAAUUCUCAUUGGCAUCAUGUUUCUAACAUUGUUUUGUGGUUGUACUAUGUUUCAUAUUCUUUUCUCUUUUUUUACGCCACUUGAGUGUUUUUUAAUGUAGAGUAUGGCUAUAUAGGGACGCAGGUGGCGCUGUGGGUUAAACCACAGAGCCUAGGACUUGCUGAUCAGAAGGUCGGCGGUUCGAAUCCCUGCGACGGGGUGAGCUCCCGUUGCUCGGUCCCAGCUCCUGCCAACCUAGCAGUUCGAAAGCACAUCAAAGUGCAAGUAGAUAAAUAGGGACUGCUACAGCGGGAAGGUAAACGGCAUUUCCGUGUGCUGCUCUGGUUCGCCAGAAGCGGCUUUGUCAUGCUGGCCACAUGACCUGGAAGCUGUACGCCGGCUCCCUCAGCCAAUAAUGCGAGAUGAGCGCGCAACCCCAGAGUCGGUCACGACUAGAUCUAAUGGUCAGGGGUCCCUUUACCUUUUACUAUGGAUAUAUAUAUAUAUAUAAUCCAUAUUUAAAACCAUACUUCUACUAAAUAUGCCCUCAGCUGAGAUACGUUUUAAAUAAUAAUAAUAAUAAUAACUAAGCUGUUGUUAAACUUGAGAAUUUGGUUACUUUAAUCUCUUACACACUUUGGGGGCUUUGAUUAAUUCAGUUUUUGUUGGAUUUUACAUUUCCCCUGUGCUGCUGCCUUAACUGAGGUUAUAGAUGGCAAGGAGUGGAACUUUAUAAUCAGUGUGCUAGGAGGACUAAUUGAGUUUCCAGCUACGAUGCCUCUGAAGUGUGCUAGAAGUUAAAUGAAGGAAGAACUUCCUUUAGAAAUACAUGGAGAAAUGCUUCCUUAUGCAGAGGUGAGUUAAGGUGCAUUAUUUUACAUCAUUUAACAUUGCAAUCUUAAGCAAGUAGCACCAGGCUCUGGGGGCAGUUGUGGCUUUUUCAUUUUAAAAUAAAUGCAACCAUGUUUUUAAUUUGUCUAGCACACUCUUUAGAAUAACCACUUUAACAUAAAUUAUAAAGCACUGCACAUUGGCUGCAUUCUACAGUAUAUUAAUACAAGGAUAAGUGUGAAAACAGGGAAGAAUCAUGUCUUGGUUAUUAAAUAUUUAAUGACGCGUUUGGGAGUACUGCCCCAAUUAUCAAAAGAUAACUAAAUGGAAAUGGAUCCCCUAAAGGGACUGGAAAGGCAUGAUGUACUCUAGGUCAUAGCCCUGAAAGUGUAUAGUUGAAAGCAAAUCCCCAAAGUUUAGAGGAUUAAAAUUAAAAUAAAACUCCCCCGAGUCAGAACUAUUCAGAGCAAUUAAAAAUAGUGGCUAACUCUGCAUGUUUUUAUAGACACAUCUGUCAAACAAAAGAAAUGUAGUGAUCAGAAAUACAACCUGCUUUUCUAAAAUCAGCAGCUGUGAAGCUCAUUUUGUUGAACUGAACCCUCGGAAAAUUGGAAACUUUACAAGGUUUUGCUUUUGAAAAAUCCCCUUUUUGGAGGAAAUACCCUUUCUUUUCUGUGCAGUCUCAGUUACUGCUUUAGCUGAUAAAAGCACAUACCUGUAUACAAAGUAGAGAGAGUGUGUAUGUGCGCACACACACACAGAGAGAGUAUAGAUAGACUUGAAUUUUAUAGAAGGCAAUUGUGAAUCUCUCACUCUUAUUGUAAUAUAAGUCCUGCCUAUGGUGAGAUUCAUGCCAUGUAGGGAUUUAGAUACAGUGGUACCUCGGUUUAAGUACACAAUUGGUUCUGGAAGUCUGUACUUAACCUGAAGCGAACAUUCCCAUUGAAAGUGAUGGAAAGUGGAUUAAUCUGUUCCAGACAGCCCGCGCGCGGCGUACUUAAACUGAAGCGUACUUAACCUGAAGUGAACUUUCCCAUUGAAAGUAAUGGAAAGUGGAUUAAUCCGUUCCAGACGGGUCCGUGGAGUACUCAACCUGAAGCGUACUUAACCUGAAGUAUGAGUGUAAUUGGUUCUGGAAGUCCGUACUUAACCUGAAGCAUACUUAACCCGAAGCGAAUUUCCCCAUUGAAAGUAAUGGAAAGUGGACUAAUCUGUUCCAGACAGGUCCGCGGAGUACUUAAACUGAAAGUACUCAAACCGAGGCGUACUUAAACCGAGGUAUGACUGUAUUCUCAUAGGUGAGAUGUCACAUGUUGCAGUGGAAAUGGGGAAAAUCAGCACUAUAACUUCUUCUCUCAGUUCUGUGUAAUUUAAGAACAGACUUUCAAGUUGCAAUUUCAAUUACCAGCUAACGUUUUCAAAUUUGGAGUGUGCUGGGGAAAAGAAAAAACUGCAGUGGCAACACCUACAGCUUAGUUGGGUUUCUUUAACAGGCUGGUGCCUCUCCAGGCAGUAGCCAAGGCUGGCAGCUCUCUUUGUUUUGUAUCCACUGCUGGUCCCACUCAUGGCAAAUCCAUUGAAGUCAGUUACCAUGGCUAACUUUGGUGCAUUACUAUCAAUGAGUCUAUUCUUGAGUAGAACUGUAAUUCUUACUGGGCAGAAGGAAUCUGAUGAGUAAAAUCUCAAAGGGUGGGACAUGGGGUAAAAAAAUAUUGGCAGAUAAGGAAGGAUUCUUCUUUAAGGAAGGAUAAUAGACAAUAGAGAGCAAAAUGGCAACAUGGAUGAGAUCAGGCUGUUGGCUAGGUAUCAUUGGAGAAACAGAUAACUGAUUAAGUAGGCUUUCUUCAGUCUUGUGCUAUAACAGGCUUCCUCAAACUCAGCCCUCCAGAUGUUUUUGGCCUACAACUCCCAUGAUCCCUAGCUAGCAGGACCCAGUGGUCAGGGAUGAUGGGAAUUGUAGUCUCAAAACAUCUGGAGGGCCGAGUUUGAGGAAGCCUGUGCUAUAAGGUGACAAGCCUACAAGGGUCUGGGGGCAAAGAGUCACAGGGUCUCCAGAUGUUGAUUUUAUUGUACAUGAAUGAAGAUAUGUGCUCAUGAUGGUAUCUGGGCAGUUAUAUGUUAUUCCACUUUUGAUAGUGUUUGUGCCUACAGAAGUUUCAAGGUGGGCAUGCUGCUUCCUUUCAGAUCUGUGCAAGUCCUGUAGCUUGAGGCUGAAAUCCCGUAACUUCAGUAAUGUGCUAAAACUGGGCGAGCAACACAGAUCAGCUAAAAAAGCAGAAUUAUGUGUGUAUGGUUCAGUAUAAAAAUGCAACAAGGUCAUGUUGCAAAAUACAGCUGCAAAAACAAACAAAAAACAAAAAAACACCGUCCAUUCUGGAGGGGCCCAUACUCGUCUUUGUCUUAGGCCUCCUUGGUACCAUAUUCCUGUACUCCUAGAAAGAAGGAAAAUUGCUAGAGGGCUAGCAUGAAUUUAAAUAGCUAGAGUGCUGGCAGGAAGUUUUUAUUGUAAACAGCCAUGCAAUAUGCGGGGAAGUAUAUAAAUGUCUCUAAUAAAUAAAAAUAAGUCGUGACCAUUUUUAGUAGAAGUCCUGUAUACACAGCAGGGCUGGGCAUUCACUGUAACAUUCAUGGGUGAAUCAUUGCACCAUAAGACAACUCAAUAAAUAUGCAAUAUCUGCUGUAAUAUGUGAUUUAACUUGAAGGAUUUGCUAUGUGAAUGCAUUGCUUGCUUUGCUUUAAUCUCAUAGUCAUGGACAGAGAAAAUUGGCAUGGUAAUAUCUGCUAUGUAGUUGGAAUUGGUUUGCCACAGCUGUCCCUUGGAACACUAGAAUCCUAGGUUCUAGAAGGAGGCUGGGGAUCUCCAAUGGAAUUCUUAUCACCCUCACAAAACUAUAGUUCAAGAUUCCCUGGAGGAAGUUAUGGCAGUUAAACUGGCUUUUGUUUGUGGUUCAGAAGCAGCUUUAUGAUACCUCCAGCUCGCCUUUCAGACUUGGGUGUCCCAUAAUGUAUGUUCUUGGAUGUCUUCAGAAUCUGCCCAUUUGCUUUAGUAUCUUUCUGCCUUUGUAGAAACAGAUACAUCCAUGUAAAUCUUCAUAAAGAAUUUUUCCUGCAGGGAUGCUUUUUCCAGAGAAUCAAUCUAUCUUUUGCCUGGUGCUGCCACGUUCCUCCCAGUGUUCUCAUUUAACACCAAAGACCAAAUGGUGUGUAUUCCUGAUUAGUGUUCAGCUCUGUGGAGUGCUUCAGUCAUCAAGCUGGUCUGAACCUUAAUUAUCCCUUAAUUAUGCCUCUAGAGGAAAGUUUAUAGCCAUCUAUGCUGAGAGGGUGAGCAAAUGCAGCAGCCUUACAUUAACUGUAGAUAACACAUCCCUUCAACGCAGAGAUUGAGACAUAAUCCCAGAUCAUGAUUUAUGAUGCGCUUAGUUAAUAUUUUUAAGGGACGUGGGUGGCGCUGUGGUCUAAACCACUGAGCCUCUUGGGCUUGCCGAUCAGAAGGUCGGUGGUUCGAAUCCCCGCAAUGGGGUGAGCUCCCAUUGCUCUGUCCCAGCUCCUGCCAACCUAGCAGUUUGAAAGCACGCCAGUGCAAAUAGAUAAAUAGGUACCACUGCUGCAGGAAGGUAAACAGCGUUUCUGUGUGCUCUGGUUUCCAUCACAGUGUCCCGUUUGCGCCAGAAGUGGUUUAGUCAUGCUGGCCACAUGACCCGGAAAGCUAGCUGUGGGGUACAAACGCCGGCUCCCUCAGUCUGACGUGAGAUGAGCGCCACAACCCCAAGUCACCUUUGACUGGACUUAACUAUCCAGGGGUCCUUUACCCUUUUUUAACCUUUCGUUAAUAUUUAAUUAUUUAUUAAAUUUCUAUCCUGCCUUUCCACCCAAAGGAGACCACAGCCGCAACCCACACCAUGGUUUGUGCUUCCAUGGUUUAGAGUAGCCUGUCUGCUUUCAUUUUUCAUGUGCUGGGAACUGAGCUUACAGAUAUUACUGUUUGUGGAUGAUGGAGUUUUGAUAUAUAUAUAAAAAAGGUUUACCUUUUUCAGAUAGUUUAAAACUUAAAAAGAGAUCAUUCAGAGCCAUCUUAGAUGCUGCGUGUGUGUGUGCUUGUUUGUGUGUGUGUGUGUGUGAGAGAGAGAGAGAGAGAGAGAGAGAGAGAGAGAGAAUGGUUUUUGUGGGAAUUUAUUCAGUGCCUUGUUAGUUAAUGUUGCAGAAUUGGAGCUGAAUCUGUUUAACGUAUAUGUGUUUGUCUCUGCCCCCCCCCCAAAUCCUCAUAAUAGUUUGACAUUGGAAAUGCAAAGGAACUUUUGAAUAAAAUCAAAAUGGGAUUUCAAAUGGUCAGGAUUAAUGCACUACAUUAAAAAUCAUGCGGCAGCCAUGUGGAAAAAGGUUCUGUAAAUAACUCAUCUCAUUAAUAACAUUUUACAGUAGGAAUUACAUUGUGAAUUAUUACGCUGCUGAAACUAUUAUUUCAAUACUGUGAAUUGGUUGUAUGCCAUAUUAAGAGGUGCAGUCUGCUUUUAUUUUAUUUUUCUCCCUGACAUUUAGGUAUGGUUAGGAAUGCUUUAUGAAACAUAAUUUUGAGGGACUCUGUAAAUAGUCUGAAAGAGACCAUUUACAGGAGCGGGUGUGGAUCAAUUCAGUGCUUUGGACGGUGUGUGUGUGUGUGUUUGUGACCUCUGAGAACCUCAUGUAAUAACACAAAAAGUAUAAUCAAUAUUUAGAAAGAAAUGUAAGCUGCUUGGUUUGUCGUGUUUGUUCUGCCACUGCUAUUUUGGGCUUUUGGUUGCCAAGUCUAUAUUUAGAAGCUUUUCACAGUGUAUGGUAGUUUACUACCAGCAUAUGAGUGUCUGCCUUGCUGAAUAUAAUUGAAAUAAUCAGUAAUAAUAAUCAAUCAUAAUCAUAAUUGAAGCAAUCAAGCGUAAGAUUUAAGAGUUGGGGGAAAUGAUAGGAUUUCUGCCACCUCCACCAUAUUAAGAAAAAGUGGUGUGAAUGGAUGGGGAAGGGAGGCAUUAUAGUUCAGCCAGCCACUAUCUGAUGGAAGAUGACGAGCAAGGAGAUCUGGCUAGAGGACCUGGCAUUUUUUGUGUAUAGAAAGAGAGCAGAGGCUAUCCUAGAUCAAGAUGAUAGUCCUAUAGUAGUGUGGAUGUUUAUUCUUAUUAUUUGUAUAUUUAUUUAUACCCUGCCUUUUUCUCUGACAGGACUUGUAGCAGCUUACAACAAAAACAAGAACCACUAACAGCAGAAAAGUCAAUCAUUAAAAUACAAUUAUGCAUUGGGAGCAUUAAAACUAUAUGAAAUCUGUUUAAAACAUACCAACAAGUAGCAAAAAAAGAGAGAGCAAAGGAUGGCACUGGUCCUAUAUAUACAGUGGUACCUCUGGUUACGAACUUAAUUCGUUCCACAGGUCUGCUCUUAACCUGAAACAGUUCUUAACUUGAGGUACCACUUUUGCUAAUGGGGCCUCCCGCUGCCACCGCACAAUUUCUGUUCUAAUCCUGAGGUAAAGUUCUUAACCCAAGGUACUACUUCCGGGUGAGCGGAGUCUGUAACCCGAAGUGUUGGUAACCUGAGGUGUUUGUAACCCGAGGUAUCACUGUAAUUGAAAGCAGACAAUCCCCCAAAGCCUGCUGGAAGAAGAAAACCUUCACCUGCCACUUGUUGUAAUUCUAUAUUGAAUACCUUUUACUGCUAGAAACCAAUGGCAUAGGCAGAGGGGGAAAGUGUUGUUAAAGAUUAAUGCCACAUCCUUGUUUCUUCCAAACCACUCUGGUAUUACUAGUCCAGCGUUUCUCAACCGCUGUUCCGCGGCACACUAGUGUGCCGCGAGACGCUGGCUGGUGUGCCGCGACGAGAAGGGCGAUUUGCAGCUCGGCCAGGCGGCAAGCCACGUCCCGGUACACAUGGCUGUUGCGAAAGUUGCCGUCCAGGGCGCUCUGCACGUCCGCCUCCCCCCAGAUCUCCAGCAGAGCCCGAGUCUCCAGGUCCAACCACAGGAAGCCGCGCGUGUUUGUGAUCAUCCUGGCGGAGGCGGCCCACCCACCCGGGCGGCCGCGAUGGCCGCGCUCGGACGGGAAGGGGCAUUCAAUGGCAGGCAGGCGGGGGCCAGCCGCCCGCCUCGCCGCAGCCCCUCCUCCCGCAGCUCCCCCUCUCAGCGUCCCCGGCAAGGCAGCAGUUGCGGCGGCCGAGAUCCCAUCCCUUCUCUCGCCGGCGGCGCCUCACGCGCCCCGCUCUCCGCUUCUAGUCCACCAACCGAAACUUUCCACACGCAACGAACGGGGCCGCCGGUGGCGGCCUGACGGGCCUGGCUUUCCUCAGCCUCGUCUGCGGCUGUUGCUCCCUCGCCUCAGGCGGUGGGAGCUCAGUGGCGGAGGGGGCUGCGCUUCGAGGCCCAUCGCCUUGCGGAGGCCGGAGGCCGCGGGGCUCGGAGAAGAAGCGGCGGCUGCCGAGAAGAAGGCGGGCGCCGAGGCUGAGCAGCACCGGCACGUCCUCUUUCCCCUCUCCGCUCGCUCCCUGGUGGGCCCAAGCACAAAGCAGCGAGGGUGUCUGUCGCACAACUUCAGUGGUGGUGGGAAGAGGGGGGCAGGAAGGUAAGAACAAUAGGCAAUGGUCUCCUCCCGAGGAAAAGGCGUCGCGUACCUAUAGGGCGGCACAGAGUUGGUGUGCCUCGUGAUUUUUUUCAUGGAACAAGUGUGCCGUGGCGCAAAAAAGGUUGAGAAACACUGUACUAGUCAACACUCGCAAGCAAGAUUAGAUUCAGCAGAUACCACUGAGGAUGGAUGCUGUUUUUGUACUGAUUUCAUUGCACCCAGGCAGGUAGAUGCAGGCAGAACUAAGCUGGGUUUAGAUUUAUGAACACCUUUCCUGCUGGUAUUCUUUGACAUGUAUUGGUCAGCUAAGCCAUCCAUCUGCCCGGAUGGAUGAUAUAAGCACAGGCACAAAGAGUAGAAUGGUUUUUAAGUUGCAUAGUAAUGACCUUUGUGAUUGUCCCUAUUCAUGUGGUGGCAUUGCUUUUGCCAUUAUGGCCAUGGUAGUGAACCCAUAAUGAAGCAGGCCGCAUGCUGCUACUAUAAAAUCUAAAGGGCACUCCAGUAGUUAUGAUAAUUUGUAUAUAGAAGUUAUAAAUACUAAACUUUCUUUAGUGUUUGACUUUCCUGUUGAAGAUUGAAUGUUUAGUUAUACUCUCUCCCUUUCAAUGCCCUGAAUCCUUCUCUUUAUUAAUCUAGUGGCAGGUUGACUUUGCUUGAUACGAAUCUUUAACCAGCACAUUGAGGUUCAGUGGAUCAGUCAGUACUGCUUGUUUAUUACAACAAGUAACUUGUGAUCUGACACUAUACAGUGGUGCCUCGCUAGACAAAUUUAAUUCGUUCCACGAGUCAAUUCUUAUAACGAAAAAUUCGUCUAGCUAAUCCCAUAGGAAUGCAUUGAUUUUUUUUUUGUCCAUUGGAACGCAUUAAUUGGAUUUCAAUGCAUUCCUAUGGGAAACCACAACUUGCUAGACAAGUUUUUCGUAAAACGAAUUCAUCUAGCGAGGCAACCUCCCCUCGAAAAAUCCUUUCGUUAAGUGAAAAAUUUGUCUUACAGGGCGUUCAUCUAGCGAGGCACCACUAUGCUGGAAAGCUCCCUUUGGAAAAUCCUCUCUCUUUUUGUACAAUUUCUCCAGGCAGCAUUAAUUUGUGUAUGGUUUUACUGUGUGUUUUCAUGGCAUGUGAUGAAUUUAACCAACGAUAUCUUUUCUCUCUAGGAUGCGUCAGGAUGAAACGCCACAGGCAUCUAAGCAGCAGUGACAGUUCAGACAAUGAAAGUCCUUCUACUUCUUUCUCCUUUUGUUCCAAGUACAGAAGCAAGUCAAAAACACCAGCAAAUGAACAAAAGAAACCUGCUGAGGUGUUUCGAAAGGACCUCAUUAGUGCCAUGAAACUCCCAGAUUCUCAUCAUAUUAACACAGAUGAAUAUUACCUCUUUGCGGACACGUGGAAACAAGAAUGGGAAAAGGGUGUGCAAGUCCCAGCCAGCCCAGACACGAUUCCACAACCUUCUCUCAGAGUCGUAGCGGAAAAAGUAAAGCAAGUACUAUAUACGCGGCCUAGAAAAUACAUUCGUUGUUCAAGUCAAGAGCCCACUGAACCUGGCUAUAUCAACAUUCUGGAACUGGCAGAAUCGAUGUGUCGUUAUGACUUGGAUGAUAUGGACAUCUUCUGGCUUCAGGAAGUAAAUGAGGAGCUUGCCGAAAUGGGUUGUGGGCAGCUUGAUGAGAACACAAUGGAGAAAAUGGUGGAAGUCCUGGAACGUCACUGUCACGAGAACAUGAACCAUGCCAUUGAGACAGAGGAGGGGCUGGGUAUUGAAUAUGAUGAAGAUGUCAUCUGUGAUGUUUGCCGGUCCCCUGACAGUGAAGAUGGGAAUGAUAUGGUGUUUUGUGACAAAUGCAACAUCUGUGUGCAUCAGGCAUGCUAUGGCAUCCUAAAGGUUCCUGAAGGAAGCUGGCUGUGUCGUACUUGUGUUCUAGGUAUACACCCUCAGUGUCUCUUGUGUCCAAAGAGAGGUGGGGCCAUGAAAGCUACAAGGACAGGCACCAAGUGGGCGCAUGUGAGCUGUGCUCUUUGGAUUCCAGAGGUAAGCAUUGCUUGUCCAGAACGAAUGGAACCAAUUACCAAAGUGUCCCAUAUUCCACCAAGUAGAUGGGCUUUAGUUUGCAGCUUAUGCAAAUUGAAAACUGGUGCUUGUAUCCAGUGCUCCGUGAAGAGCUGCAUUACUGCCUUUCAUGUCACAUGUGCCUUUGAGCAGAGCCUGGAGAUGAAAACAAUCCUGGACGAUGGUGAUGAAGUCAAGUUCAAGUCGUACUGCCUAAAACAUAGCAAAACCAAGCAGAGCUUGAUGCCCGACGCAGACGUUAAUCCCAAGAGCACAGCAGACCAGAAGCAGACCGAGAGCGAGAAAACCAGUUUGCGUGCUCAGAAACUUCGGGAACUGGAGGAGGAGUUCUACUCCCUAGUGAGGAUUGAUGACGUCGCAGCAGAACUUGGCCUCCCUAAACUCACUGUGGACUUGAUCUAUAAUUACUGGAAACUAAAACGGAAAAGUAACUUUAAUAAACCAUUAUUUCCUCCCAGGGAGGAUGAAGAAAACGGCUUGGUUCAGCCAAAAGAAGAUAGCAUUCAUACUCGAAUGAGGAUGUUCAUGCACUUGAGGCAGGAUCUAGAGAGGGUAAGAAAUCUUUGCUACAUGGUAAGCAGAAGAGAGAAGUUAAAACUUUCUCACAGCAAAGCACAUGAGCAGGUUUUUAAUUUGCAAGUCCAGCUUAUCAAUCAGGAAAUUGCUGCAGGCCAUUCUCUGACAAGUGCACUGGAAAACACACUGUUUUAUCCACCUCCUAGAAUCACCUUGAAGCUUAAGAUGCCAAAAUCAACAUUAGGUGAUUGCAAAAAUAAAUUGAAAUCUGGUAAACCACUUUCUCCUGACAACAAUGUUGUGGUUUACAGCAAAAAGGGUAUUCCAGUAUCCAAAGAGACUUUUGUUUCCAAUAUGAAAGCCUACUCGAGGUUUCAGCAUGAAAACAGAAGCAAUGGCUUACUGGGAGGGAUGGUGAAGUCUAGGAAUGAAGCAGCAAAGAAUUCUGGACCUGCACAUACAUCAGACUUCCAUCGCAGACAGUCGUCUGGCAAACCCUUAGCACUUCAAGCUGCAUUGCAUGGACAGUCCUGCAUUGGGAACGGGAAAAUUCAGCAGCACUCUAAUCUAGCAAAGUCUAAUGGCUUAAUGGGCAGAGUUGGGGAUGUCACUCAGCGAGACAGCUCUAGCCAAACGACAUACGAGCAGCAGUCUGUGCUCUCUGCCCACUUGGCUAGCCAGAGCAGCUUCAGGAAAUCAACCAUAGAACACUUUAGCAGGUCCUUCAAAGAAGCGACCAACAGUUUGGUGAGGACCACGGAAGAUCUCAGAUGCUGUGAAAAGCCCUCAAGAAGGCUGUCGAUGAGAGAGCGUUCGUGGGGCAAGCAAACUCUUGAAUAUCAGAUGGGGAGCGCCCCCUACCAGGACAAUGAUGGGUAUUGUCCCGAUUUGGAACUCAGUGACUCUGAAGCUGAAAGUGAUGAGAAUAAAGGACAGAUAAGACUGAGAAAAAGCAGCUCGGAGAGAGAGGUCCCAAGUAAAGACUUUAAUAGAGAUUGUCAUAGUAGAAGUAAAAGAAAUUUGAUUUCUCACAGUUCAGUACAAAGGUGAUUAGAAACCCCGGAUAAUGGGAAUAGCUCAGCCUUUGUAUGUCCAAGAUUAUUGAUGCAAACCUUAGAAAAUCUGCAGGUUACAGAACACAGUGUAGGAUCUAUGAGCAAAUGACGAACUUGCUUUUUUAAGUGGUGAAUUGGUUUACCCUUUUUUGAAGAUUGUUAAUUGGGGUUUUUUCCUAUAAGUGCUAUAUAAGUAAAGGUUACUUUAAAUAUCACUUGCAGAAAUAGUUUUAUAUAUCCAGUCUAUGGAAAUGUAUUGUGUUCUGCUUUGUACCAGUGGGCAGGUAUUCCUAAAAGCCCAUCCUUAAAAGCCCAUCCAUCUGUGACAAUCUGCAAGAAGAUGGAACAGACAAUUCUUGCUGCAACUUCAGUAUAAUAUCUCUUCAUGAGAACACUUAAGCAAUCUCUUACCUUUUUUUUUUGAAGGAAUUUAAAAGGCAAAACUAUUUUGAAAUAAUGGUGCUUGCUUAAUUGUUUUGUUUGUUUGUUUUGGUCUGGAUUGGGACAUAUGACUACUAGACAGAAAUCAUGUUCUCAGCCAAUUUCAGAACAGGUGGUAUGAUUCUGAAGACUUGGAAACAAGGUUCAUUCUAACUCUGUGGGACUUGGUUUCAAGUAAACAUGCCUAGGAUCCAGUUACAAAGGUUUCUCCUAGCCUGCUGAGGAAGGUUUACAGACUCCACAGUCAAUGCUGCCAAACACACUGAUCUCUAGAUUCCCCCUUUCUCCUCAUAGUGUGCCCUUGCUAAAAGUUGUGUUUUCCUUUGCUAUUGCAGCUUGCUUUUAUUGUGUAAAUACUCUUUUUAACUUCUAGCAUUUUUUAUUUUAUUUUUUAAUCCUCGUGUACAUAGUAGUUUGUUGUGGGUUGCACUUGCAAAAUAUUUUAUCCAGCCAGCCGAUACAAAGGGCUGAUAUGUGGAUAGUGUUUAAUACUAGAAGUAUGUAAUCUCUAAACCUAUUCAGGCAAUCACCGGUGAUGCCAGAUUCUCCUUUGUCAACUCAGAAGGCUUUUUAAAACCUUGAUCCCACAACAUUGCAUCCAUUCCUCUCCCAUUCCAACACAAACACACACUCUCCCGCCCCCUUGCCAGCUGUCAAAUACUUUGUCUGAUUUCUGAGCCAAAAUUGGUGAAUACAUUUGUUUUGGUUUCCAAGUUUAAAUAUAGUCAGAAACAGUAAAUGAAAAUAUUUUUGAUUGCCAAAAAAGCCUGGGAAUUGCUUAGGCCACUUUAUUGUCUAAUUAGAUUUUCUUUUUUUACAAAAACGCUUCGUAAUAUGUGGCAAUGGUGUCAAUGAAAUUACUCUAUAUUACGGCGUAGCAUUGAUCUUUAAUUAGGAAAAAUGGGUUUCAGCAUCAAAUAAUAAUUUGACUAAUGAAAUCGUUACAGUUUGCUUUAAUUAAUAAAUUUCCAUAAUGUGAAGUAAAAGGAACUGGGGUAAAUUUAAAUCUAAUAAUAAACAGUGCAGCGAAAACAAAUAAAGAGCCACAUUUUUCUUGAAAGCCUUAAUCUAUUAGUUGUGAAGAAGGGAUUCACGAUGAGAUAUUCCUGAAGGAAAUAAAAUAAAUUUGAGUUUCUCAUUCUUUGCUUUAGGCAUUCUUAAAAGUUUGCUUUGUUUACUCAUUUCUAUGGUGUGUUUGUGUAAUUUGUCUUUUUUCCAUAGAUAUAUUUUUAAGGCAUUUUCUUUCAUGUAAAUAUAUAGUACCUUUUUUAAAAAAAAUGUUAGUGUUUUGUUGAAAAAAUGGUUGGCCUUUAUGUUGUCAGCCAUUCAGAACGGUGCUGAAAAUGUUCACUUCUCUAUACAUUGGUUCUAGUUUUUCAUAUUUAUUGUUAACAUUGUUUCCUGGUCAUGAAGUAAAUAAGAGUUGAAAAUGGGAACAAUUACUUCAUUGAUCUGAAGGGGGGGGGGACGACAACAAUCGUGUUUCAUGACUAGUGGCAUGAGAACAAUAUAAACGGUAGGAAAUUGUGCUUCAGCAAGAUUCCUCAGUUUUGGUAAUUUUAAGGUGAUGACUAAAAUAUAUCACUUCAGGCGAUAGUAAUUUUGUUUUUGUUUAAUUUUACAUGAUUUUAAUAGAUACAUGGAGGAGGAGACUUUGGCUAUACAGUAUAGCUUUCAAGUAUCUGUCUCCAAAAUAUAUUUGCUAGUUUUUACAAUGUGUUCAGUGGCUAACUUUGAAGUAUUACCUCUUAACCUAAUUUGU
Molecule: messenger RNA, 15069 nt
Organism: Zootoca vivipara (common lizard)
Lineage: Eukaryota; Metazoa; Chordata; Lepidosauria; Squamata; Lacertidae
Source: RefSeq, a predicted model, not a curated record